UUCUCUUUCGUCUUUUUGAAGUGUUGUUUCAUUUGCAUCGCUUCGUAUUACUCUAUUCCUAAUUUUCUAAUUCUCGUAUAAAAGUAAUUCCAUGUUUCUUUUAUUCUCAGUUGUGUGAUACAAACAAUUUGAUUAGUUAUUUAUUCGUGAUAAUACUUUGAUUUUGGUUUACUGGUGAGGAUACCAUGAGUAAUUACGAUGACGACCAAAGUGAAGACGGAGAAUUAGCACGCAGCCCCAUACAUGAUGAAAUGGAUUUUAGCUUAUCUGAUGAGGACAGAGACAAUGCUGACUCAUUGGUAAUUAAACCUCCUCAAGCCGUGAUUCGACCUUCACAUAGGGACAAAAGAAAUCACAAACGUUCAGGAAAAGAGAGAUACAAGGAAGUAACAUCAAGAAAAGAGAAAAAACACUUUUACAGGGAACGUGAUAAGUCUGAUAAAGCUAAACGUGGAGAGGUACCAAAAAACCUGGAACGUGAAGAUAUGACGAAAGAGUAUUAUAGAGAAAAACAGUACUACAGAGAAAAAGAUCCAUAUCGGGAAAAGGAUAUGAGGGAAAAAGAAUUAUACCAUGAAAGGGAAAUGUACAGAGAAAAGGAUGUGUAUAGAGAAAAGGACCCUUAUAGAGAACGAGAACAUUAUAGGGAAAGGGAAAUGUACAGGGAAAAUCCUUCAUACCGUGAAGCCCCACGGCAAAGAGAUGUAUACAGAGGGAAAGAGAUUUAUAAGGAAAAAGAUGUCCAGAGGGAACGUGAAAUGUAUUUAAGUCGUGAAAGACAAAAGUAUGCAGAUAAUGAGAGAAAACGAUAUGAAACAGAGAAAAUUGAAUCUAGGUUAAGGGUAAUAGCUGAAGAAAAUAGACCUAAUCAUAAUGAGAAAGAAAAUAGAGAUAGAACUUCUGGUGAUAAAGAGCUUGAAGAUUUACGGACAAGAUUACUUAGUAAAAGAAUAUCUAAAGAAUUACAAAAUCAAGACAAGAAACAGUCAGAUUACACAGAUAAAGAAUCAAAAUCUGAUGAUCGUCAAAGACAUUCUUCAUCAUCAUUGGAUAGACAUCAACAAGAAAGAAGAAAACGAUUGUUAGAAGCUGAAAAAGAAAUGGAAAAACGAAAACAUGAAUCACGCACCGAAUUAGAAGCUCGACGUGAGGAACGUCGUCGUCGUGGAAAGAAAAGAUCGGUUUCGCCAGAUGAUGUUGCCAACAAGAAAAAGCGACAACAAUCCCCUAACUAUGACUCUGUUGUGACGGUAUCAGAUGCAAGUGACACAGACAUGAAAAGUGAUUCUGUUCAUUCAGAACCUGAAGAAGGUGAACAUUCACAUAGUGAGACUGAUGAAGAGACUACUACAGAUUCGGAUUCCGAUGCUGAGUCGAAAUCAGCAGAUGAUGAUGAUGAUGAUAAUGAAGAAAAAUCUGAAAAGGAAGAUAGAAGUGACAAAGAGGAAGAUGUGGAGAAAACAAGACAUAAAUCCAAAUCCAAGUCUAAAUCACCCUCACCUAAAUCAGUUCACAGAAGUCCAUCAUCUCAUGGAUCCAGAAGAUCUAACUCUAGAUCGAAAAGCAGAAGUAGAUCUCAUUCAUUUUCACCGCCACCUGUUGGUGAAAAUGGAAAGGCGACUACCGAAGAAGAGAAAGUGGAAGAUGAUGAUGAUGAAAAAUUGAGAUUAAAAGAAGAAGCAAUCAACUUGCUGCCACCAUAUUUCCCUGCUUUACAGGGAUGUCGAUCAGUUGAGGAGUUUCAAUGUCUGAAUAGAAUUGAAGAAGGCACAUACGGAGUUGUUUACAGAGCUCGUGAUAAGACCACUGAAGAAAUAGUGGCUUUGAAACGUUUAAAAAUGGAAAAGGAGAAGGAGGGUUUCCCUAUCACUUCGCUGAGGGAGAUCAACACUUUACUUAAGGGCCAGCAUCCCAACAUCGUGACCGUGCGGGAGAUCGUCGUCGGCUCCAACAUGGACAAGAUCUUCAUCGUCAUGGACUACGUCGAACACGACCUGAAGAGCCUCAUGGAAACGAUGCGGGGAAAGAAACAAGUCUUUCUACCUGGUGAGAUAAAAUGUCUAAUGACACAACUGUUGAAGGCUGUCCAUCACCUACACGACAACUGGAUAUUGCACAGAGAUCUUAAAACAAGUAAUCUUCUCUUAUCACACAAAGGAGUGUUAAAGGUGGGAGACUUCGGCCUGGCGCGUGAGUACGGCUCGCCCCUCCGCCAGUACACGCCCAUAGUGGUGACGCUGUGGUACCGCGCGCCGGAGCUGCUGCUCUGCUGUAAAGAGUACUCCACGCCCAUCGACAUGUGGAGUGUCGGCUGCAUAUUUGCUGAAUUCAUUACAAUGAACCCCUUAUUCCCCGGAAAGUCUGAAGUCGAUCAGCUAAAUCGUAUAUUUAAGGAUCUUGGUACUCCGUCCGAGUUGUUAUGGCCGGGCUACAACGAGCUACCGGCGGUGCAGAAGAUGACGUUUGCGGAACACCCGCCGGGUGGACUGCGCCAGCGCAUCGGAUCCGACCUGCUCUCCGAAGCUGGCUUGUCUCUAUUGCAAGGAUUUCUUACAUACAAUCCCGCCCGAAGACUAACGGCUGAUGCGGCGUUAGAACACGCCUAUUUUAAGGAGCAACCGGUAGCGAUAGACCCGGCGAUGUUCCCGACGUGGCCGGCCAAGUCGGAGGGCAACCGGCGCACGACACACAGUCCGCGCCCGCCCGCCGGCGGUGCUGCGUACGCGCAGUACGCGCGCUCCGAUUCCGACGACACUCUCGGCUUCCAGCUGCACGCGCGCUCGCUCAACGUCGCCCCGGGGUUCUCGCUCAAGUUCUAAACUAACACUUACCUUUUCUAUUAAAAUAAACUGACAUUAUCAGACCUCAACCCUUUUCUGAAGUGAUAGAUGGUAAGGGGAGGUGGACUUGACGAGGCAGGCAAAGACAGAUAUACCUUUUUUGCACAUCCUCUCCUCUGACCAUUACAGGUAGGCAACGUAUCUGCAACCUUUUAACUGUAGAUGUUUAUGGGCAGCGGUUACUUUGUUAUUUUAGCAAUGUGAGAUGACUUCUCGCCCAUUUACCAUCUUCUCUAUAGAAAAAUUAAACAAAUUAACCAACCUCAUUCACUGGAAAUUAUUGUAUUCAAAGUGAAUGAGAGCCUGUGAAAGGAUAGUUCAAUAUGUUUCACCUAGUAUUGACGUUAAAAGUGUAUAAACCAACAUACUUUUCAAUCUAAAUGUCCUUUGGUAAUGAAAGGGAUUUAAAAAAUAGGUGCAAAUGCAAGAAAAUAUGGUAUAGUGUAUUACGCGUAAAAAUCUAUACUUAUGUAAACUAAUGUAUACAAAAAAAUAUAUAAAAACCUAAAAAGUAAAAAGAUCAAUCCAUC
Papilio machaon (common yellow swallowtail) is the source of this 3370-nucleotide messenger RNA. It is a transcript of the gene Pitslre, whose product is annotated as cyclin-dependent kinase 11B. Gene Ontology annotation, cellular component: nucleus. NCBI's taxonomy places the organism in Eukaryota, Metazoa, Arthropoda, Insecta, Lepidoptera, Papilionidae. Gene Ontology annotation, biological process: regulation of mitotic cell cycle; protein phosphorylation. The record is from RefSeq and is a predicted model, not a curated record. The transcript is spliced from 12 exons. Bases 186 to 2819 code for a protein of 877 amino acids. Gene Ontology annotation, molecular function: ATP binding; cyclin-dependent protein serine/threonine kinase activity.